Messenger RNA from Rhineura floridana, 2016 nucleotides. It is a transcript of the gene OSR2, whose product is annotated as odd-skipped related transciption factor 2. The transcript is spliced from 5 exons. Gene Ontology annotation, molecular function: DNA-binding transcription factor activity, RNA polymerase II-specific; RNA polymerase II transcription regulatory region sequence-specific DNA binding. The record is from RefSeq and is a predicted model, not a curated record. NCBI's taxonomy places the organism in Eukaryota, Metazoa, Chordata, Lepidosauria, Squamata, Rhineuridae. Gene Ontology annotation, cellular component: nucleus. Bases 606 to 1610 code for a protein of 334 amino acids. Gene Ontology annotation, biological process: regulation of transcription by RNA polymerase II; urogenital system development; embryo development.
GAAUCGUUGCGGCUUGGGGUGGGACAGCGGGCGGGGACAGAGCUGCACGCCACUUGAACUGCUGAAAUGUGAUGGAUCUGGGAGGGGGAGUUUCAGACUUGUAUCAAACUUCGCCACAGUCGAAGGCAGGACGCUUAAAAAGAAGCGCGGAUAGGGAGAAGGUCUAUGCAGAGUCAUCCAAGCGAGCCGGGACUUUACUCGCUUCCGAGCCGCCAGAGAAGCUUGAAGGCGUGGGCCGGCCGCCUCGCCUCGGCCGCCUCGCGUCGCCUCGGCCGCCUCUCUGACUUCUCGAGAUCCUUCCGUGAUAUGCCAGAAACCCCUGGGACUCGUCGGCUUCACUGAACUCCGGUGGCGUUUUCCGCCUCUUCCGAGUGGAUCUAAUGACACGGCAAAGGCACUAGGAGCGCUGGGCGAACUUGGUCUGGCGAGGCCGGUGGAAAGACAGUGGCAAGUGGGAGGUAAAUGUGUCAAAGGUCUGCCUAAAGAUCAUACUUAUAUGCAUACUUACUAGGGAAGAGGCUGCGGUCGUUUAUCUGAUCUGCGCCCGUGCGUGUUUUCCGAGCCGCGGAUCCCCUCCUGCCAGCCAAGGCCAGGCCCGUGGGACGAUGGGGAGCAAAGCCCUGCCGGCGCCGAUCCCCCUGCACCCUUCGCUGCAGCUAACUAACUACUCCUUCCUGCAGGCGGUCAACACGUUCCCGGCUGCCGUGGACCACCUGCAAGGCCUCUACGGCCUAAGCGCCGUUCACACGAUGCACAUGAACCACUGGACUCUGGGCUGCUAUGCCGCCGCCGCCGCCGCCGCCACAACCGGUGGCGGGCCGGCCGAGAUUAGCCGCUGCUCGGCGCUGAGCGAGAUGGCGGCGGCGCAAGGCCUGGUAGAGCGCUUUCCCUUCCCGGCGCUGCCCUUCGCCACGCAUCUCUUCCACCCCAAGCAGGCGGCCGCCAUCGCGCACGUCCUGCCGGGUCUGCGCAAGGAGCGGCCCCGCUUUGACUUUGCCAACCUGGCGGCGGCCGCCACCCAAGAGGACCCGCCCAAGGCGCACCAGGCGGCGGCCGCUGCGGUGGUGGCGGCGGCGCACGGCGAGCUGGCCAAGUUGAGCGGCCCCCUCUCGGCGGCGCUGGGCAAGCUCUCACCGGACAGGAAGCCGGCACGCGGCAGGCUGCCUUCCAAGACCAAGAAGGAGUUCAUCUGCAAGUUCUGCGGCCGGCACUUCACCAAGUCGUACAACCUGCUCAUCCACGAGAGGACCCACACGGACGAGCGGCCUUACACCUGCGACAUCUGCCACAAGGCCUUCCGGAGGCAGGACCACCUCCGCGACCACAGGUAUAUCCAUUCCAAAGAAAAACCAUUCAAAUGUCAGGAAUGUGGGAAAGGAUUUUGCCAGUCCAGGACUCUAGCAGUUCAUAAAACUUUACACAUGCAGGAAUCUCCACACAAAUGCCCCACAUGUGGAAGAACCUUUAAUCAAAGAAGUAACCUGAAAACUCACCUUCUCACCCAUACAGACAUCAAGCCCUACAACUGUGAGCAGUGCGGCAAAGUGUUCAGGCGAAACUGUGAUCUGCGGAGGCACAGUCUAACUCACACCCCACGGCAGGACUUCUAGAACAGCCGAGAACCUCCACAGGGAGCUAACUCUGGCUCAAGGACUUGAACUGUAGACAAUCUUUAAGCCUGUGCAUAUGUGGACAGAUGUACAGUAUGCAGGGCCCAGAUCCUCUAUUCCCUGGCUCCGGCCAAACAGGCUGCAGAGGGGGUCACUGGGGGGAGUGACAACAGCCCCAAGCCUUUUUUUGUCAUCCCACGCCACUCCAGCCAAGAGUGUUGGCUGAAUUCGUGUAGAUACUAACAUCACAGCUCAUUUUAGAGCUCUGUACAGAAACUGUGGUGUGAUAUGUCUGUGUGUGUGUGCUUCCUUUUUGUCUUACCAAAUGCACACUGGUAACAAUGACGACAAAAUCUGGGAGUGAAAAUAUAUUUUUAAAAGUGUAUUUCAAAAAUAAACAAUCUUU